AUGCUGUACCUCGUGGGACUCGGCCUGGCCGAUGAGACCGACAUCACCGUCCGCGGCCUCGAGGUCGUCAAGAAGGCCGAGCGCGUCUACCUCGAAGCAUACACCAGCAUCCUGCUCGUCGACAAGGAGAAACUAGAAGCUUUCUAUGGACGGCCUGUGAUCGAGGCCGACCGCGAGAAGGUCGAGAGCGCGAGCGAUGAGAUCCUCGCCGGCGCCGACAAGGCCGACGUCGCCUUCCUGGUCGUGGGCGAUCCCUUCGGCGCCACCACACACACCGACCUCGUCCUCCGCGCCCGUGAACUCGGCAUCGAAUCCAAGGUCAUCCCCAACGCCUCCAUCAUGUCCGGCAUCGGCUGCACGGGGCUGCAGCUGUACAACUUCGGACAGACGGUCAGCAUGGUCUUCUUCACCGAGACCUGGAAGCCCUCGUCGUACUACGACCGCGUCAAGGAGAACGCCGGGCUGGGCCUCCACACCCUGGUGCUGCUGGAUAUCAAGGUCAAGGAGCAGUCGCUGGAGAACAUGGCGCGCGGCCGCCGGGUCUACGAGCCCCCGCGCUACAUGACGGUCGCGCAGUGCGCCGGCCAGAUGCUGGAGACGGAGGAGGAGCGACAGGAGGCCGUCUUCGGGCCGGACAGUCUGGCCGUGGGUGCGGCGCGGGUCGGCGCUGCGGACCAGAAGCUGGUCGCGGGAACCCUGAAGGAGCUGGCGGAGGUGGAGAUGGGACGUCCCCUGCACAGUCUGGUGUUGCUGGGCAAGCGGGCGCACGAUCUGGAGAAGGACUACAUCCGGCAGUUUGCUGUCGACCCGGCCACCUUCGAUGCCGCGUGGCAGAAGGGCGAGUACGGCACCAUGUAAGCCGGCGGGGGAACGCCCCGAGAUGAGAUCAAAUGAGAUGGAUUCAUCACGCCAAUGAAACUGCUAAUGAUCCACACGAUGACACCAAACCAGCUUGAUGAGUUCAUCCAAAGUUGACGUUUACCGUUAACCAACCAACCAACCAUCCAUCCAUCUAUCACGCCGUCCUCCUCCCAAAAAGCCUCGUAAACCGUUCCGGAAGUCGCAUCUAAACCACAUUAGCCAUCUCCCACCAACAAACAAACAAGCAAAGCACAAUCAUAAAAAAAAAACCCCUACCGUAGCAGAAGAAGGCGUCGCCGGCGGCGUCUGCGUCUGAUCACUCGCAU
Aspergillus heteromorphus CBS 117.55 is the source of this 1187-nucleotide messenger RNA. It is a transcript of the gene dph5, whose product is annotated as diphthine synthase. The coding region runs from base 1 to 858 and encodes 285 amino acids. The transcript is spliced from 3 exons. Lineage: Eukaryota; Fungi; Ascomycota; Eurotiomycetes; Eurotiales; Aspergillaceae. Gene Ontology annotation, molecular function: diphthine synthase activity. Gene Ontology annotation, biological process: protein histidyl modification to diphthamide. The record is from RefSeq and is a predicted model, not a curated record.